AUGGAACGAGGGUUUAUUUUCUCUCUUUUAGCCGUUUUUUCCGUCAUUUCCCUUUCAAUUUACAUCAUCACCCACCAUUACAAUCACAAUAACCGCCACCCUUUUCUUCCUUCUCCUUCUCCCCCGAAUUCCCUCAUUUCCAAGUCCGACGACAGAAUCUGGCCUAAAUUGGAGUUGAAUUGGAGAAUUGUGAUGGCAACGAUAAUAGGGUUCUUGGGUUCUGCAUUUGGAACAGUCGGUGGUGUUGGUGGUGGCGGCAUUUUUGUUCCCAUGCUUACUCUAAUCGUUGGAUUUGAUACCAAGUCUUCCGCUGCUCUUUCUAAGUGUAUGAUAAUGGGGGCAUCAGCAUCAUCAGUUUGGUAUAACCUAAGAGUACCACAUCCAUGCAGAGAAGUACCAAUUCUAGAUUAUGAUUUAGCACUCUUAUUUCAGCCUAUGCUUAUGCUUGGAAUCACUCUUGGUGUUGCUCUUAGUGUUGUUUUUCCCUAUUGGCUCAUCACUAUUCUUACCAUACUCCUAUUCUCAGGCACAUCUUCAAGGUCUUUCUUAAAAGCUAUAGAGAUGUGGAAGGAAGAGACAAUAAUGAAGAAAGAAAUGGAAAGACCACGUGAGCCAACUGUAAAUUCUCGUGGUGAACUGCUUAUUGACACAUACGAGCCACUGAUUCCUAAAGAAGAGAAAACACCAAUGCAAAUUUUUCUCUCUUCAAAUCAUUAA
This is a messenger RNA of Lactuca saligna, 717 nucleotides long. The record is from the annotation of a GenBank genome assembly. NCBI's taxonomy places the organism in Eukaryota, Viridiplantae, Streptophyta, Magnoliopsida, Asterales, Asteraceae.